GCAUAAAGCAUGUACGGAACUACUAGCGAAUUCACAACUUGCACUGACUAGCAGCGUGACAGUGACAUUAGAUUCUGUCAAAUUAUAAAAAUGAAAGGUGGGUUCUGCGGGUAGGCUCUGCUUGCAUUGAGUUUCGCAAAUUAAUUAAUUUACAUAUCGGCGUCGCAUGAAUGUGUGAUUUUAUCAUGUAUAUCAGUGAACGUUAAAUGCGAAAUUCGAAUUUUCAAAUCGGACUUAUUGUGUGGUGUUUCAACGAAAUAUAAAACGACGAGUGACGCUGACUGGUGUUGAUGUCAGAAACCCAUGUUUUGCGACAAAACAUUGUGUAAAUUAGGCACGGAGAGAACAAGUCGCCAGUAUGUCUAGCUCCAAAGAAAAUAAUACUAAUAAUGAGGCACACGAAUCAUUGUUAUAUUCUGCCAGGCAUGGAGAACUGUCUGUGGUCAAGGCGAUGUUGGAAGCGAAGGAUGAAGGGAAGUUGACUAUUGAUAUCAAUUGCAAAGGCAAAAACAAAACAAAUCUAGGUUGGACUCCACUUCACUUGGCCACAUAUUUCGGACAUAAGGAUGUAGUAGAAGCAUUAUUAGAGGCUGGUGCCAAUGUAGACGAAGUCAAUGACACCGGCGACUCUGCGCUACAUAAAGCCUCCUUUAUUGGAAAUGAGGAACUAGUGAUCCUCCUAUUAAAAUACAAAGCUGACGUCAAUAUAAUGAACGGCGAAGGUCGGACGCCAUGUGACAUGUCUAAGACGAGAGACGUGCAAAGAUUGCUCGAGGCUGCUGGGAGGGCGGAGAGGCACGAACGAGAACUAAGACUACUGACAGCCGCCAAGGAUGGCAGGAUUGAAGAUAUUCAGGAAUUGCUAAGCAGUCCGAAUCCCCCAAAUAUAAACUGCGUAGAUGCGCAAGGCAACACGUGUUUACACUGCGCAGCGUACAGAGGGCACACCAGGCUCGCUGUGUUACUUCUACAGAAUGGAGUCGAUACUACGCUCAGGAAUAAUAGUGGUCAGUUAGCAAUAGACAUGGCUAAAGACACAGAGAUGCGUGAAGUUUUAAGUGUGCGGCCGGUGCAGCGGUUACAGAGAACUGCCGCGAGGUUCGAGGGUCCGCUGAUGAAGAGGUCACGGUUCUUGGGAUGGAGACCAGUUUGGGCGGUAGUACAGCGCGGCGUGCUCCUGUACUACGGGUCCCGCGCGGAGGCGGCGCGGGGCGGCACGCAGUGGCGCGGCCGCAAGUACCUGGACGGCGCCACGCUCAGCGCGUCCGACACCGACCCCGCCGCCAUACUACUGCGCUUCAGCGACGGCGACACGCAUCGCCUCGCCGUACAGGCUGAACGAGACGUGCCUGCCUGUCGACAGCAAUGGAUAACUGCAUUGAACGAGCACAUUGCAUACUCUGGCCACUAUCUGUGGGCGGGCGCGUCGCCAGACACAGCGCGGGAAGCUACAGAGGACUUGGAAGACGAAUGUAAACCAUUGGGUUCGAUGCAGGACGCGCUGACGGCGGCGACGAACAGCCUGGCCCUGCUGGACACGCAGCUGCGGGAGUGCGCCGCCAUAGUGGCCGCGCUCGACAAGUCCCUCAACGUCGGCACCUCGCUACACCACUCCGCUUACAUGCGCUUCCAACACGUUUGUGGUACGGGUUCGGAAGCUUUAUCAGCGUUACGUCAUUGCGCUGCGCUUGUAGCUCAGGCCAGGGACGCAGACUCCGCCAGACUUAGCAGAGAGAUAGAACGCAACCGCGUGUUAGAAGAGGCUCUCGCGGCGUUAGCGAGAACGCAUCACGCGUUGGAGAUGUCAGUCGCAGAAGAACUAACUAAGAGCAAAAGAAAGAAAAAGUCGAAAUCAUCAUCCACACUGAACGACUCAAAAGAAAAUUUCUUUGAUGUUUUUGAAGAAUCAGAAGAUGAAGACGACACGUUGGUGACGGCCGGACUGUCGAGUCCUCUCGGCGCUCUCAGUCCGUGGGGCAGCAGUCCAGACUUGACCAGACGAACGCCUAUAGGCAGUCUAGAUGGUGACAAGACUCCAACAAACGAGGAACAGGAGGAGCGCUACUUGCGUCGUCUAUCAGGGUCGUCUGGGUCCCCGGUGUCGCUGCACACGGCCGUGAGCGCGGCCUCGUCCCGCGGCACUCUGGUCUCACAGGGCGGACAUGUCUACAGGAACGCGAGGCCUUACCGCAAAAAUACACAUCCGAGUUCUCAGUGGUCUAUUUAGAGUAUUGUUACUGGUCAGUAUGGAACAAGUAAAUGAAUAAUAUUAGCCUUAGCUAACAAGUUAGUUUACACAUCUAGCACAAAUAUGGACUAACCGCACAAAAUGCAAUUAUUGCACUUUCAUCUUUAGACUAAGACGAAUGUCCUGAGUGCGAAUAAAGAAGUAUUUAAUAUUUAGUUUUGUGAUAUUGUGUAUUAUGUUUGGAAUAGAAUGCGGUGUUCUUAAAAAACAUCCGUCGUUCAUUCGUAACGUAAUGUUUGUGUUUCGCCGGCAAUGAUACGGCCUGCUACUGUAGGGCACGAAGGCUCCGUCUCCGACGAUCAGACGGCACGAUUCAUUGUAUCCUAGGAUAGUCGGGCACUCUCGAUCGCCCCACCACCCCCACAUUAACAUGACUAACAUCCUAACAGCGAUGAUAACAAACAAUCCAUCGCAACUUAGGGACUUGGGAGCUACCAUGACAAAUACAGACAUGCAGAAAUUUAGACACAAUACGCUUCAACUCUUCUCUCUAAAGGUUGACCUACUUGAGAAAAAUCAUAAGAAGUACAAUGGAAUGUGCCGUCUGAUCGGUGCUUGAUGCCUGAGCAGGUCGUGGCAGACAAAUGGCAGUUCCAUGUAUAAUAAUGACUAUCAAACGCUGUUUUGUAUCAGUACCGAACUCUACUCAGUUGGAAAAAGCUAGGAAAG
This is a messenger RNA of Spodoptera exigua (beet armyworm), 2917 nucleotides long. Lineage: Eukaryota; Metazoa; Arthropoda; Insecta; Lepidoptera; Noctuidae. The record is from the annotation of a GenBank genome assembly.